This is a messenger RNA of Eutrema salsugineum, 273 nucleotides long. RefSeq names its product defensin-like protein 109. The coding region runs from base 31 to 273 and encodes 80 amino acids. The transcript is spliced from 2 exons. Lineage: Eukaryota; Viridiplantae; Streptophyta; Magnoliopsida; Brassicales; Brassicaceae. The record is from RefSeq and is a predicted model, not a curated record.
UUUAACAAAAAAAAAUCACAUAAUAAAACUAUGGAUUUCACUAAGAAAGUUUUGAUCGUAUUUGCUCUCAUCAUUAUGUUGUUGGGUAUCUAUUCUAUUCAUUGUCGUCAAAGUUUUAAACCCAUGAUGCCUUGGUUUGGAGAAGGACGUUAUCAAUGUUUCGACACAAAACCAUGUCUGCAAGGGAUGGUGAAAUGCAUUGAAUUCUGCUCCUCAAUGGGGACUGCAAAUGGACAAUGUAAUAAUGAAAACCUAUGUUGCUGCAUUUAUUAA